AUGCCGCCCGAAGGCGGUCCCAGCACGACCGUCUCCAACUCCUCCAAUUCCAACUACCCCAACUACACCAAACCCAAGCCGAACAAGACAACAAGCACUCCCACCAGCAACAUCCGCGUCUUCGUCCACUGGCACGAGCAGACCAUCUUUGCCGGCGAAGAACUCCGGUGCACCAUCACCUUUAAGAAUGUCGCGCGCACGCCCAAUGCUGCUGCAUCCACCACACCAGGACCAAACUCAAACUCACACACAACCUCCUCCACGACCUCGACGCCAUCAACAUCCCUCUCCAACACCCCAACGCUCCACUCCGCGCCAUCCUUUCCGCCUAACGCUUCCCGAUCGCGACAGCAUCAGUUACAGCUACAAAGACAUGGGAAUCGGAGUGGUGGUAGUGGAGGAGGAAUAAAAGGGGGCUCGGCAUCAGGGAGUAGCUUGGCGCCUCCGCCGACGGGGGGACAGAGGGGCCAUCACCGGUCGAGUUUAUCGUUGUCUGUGCCGUCUGAGAGGAGUGGGAGGAGAGGGGGUAGUGGGGGGGUUGGCGUGGGGAAUGGGGGGGGGUUCUUGGGAGGGUGGAGUGGGAAUGGAAAUGGAAAUGGGAAUGGGAGUGUGGGGAAAGGCGGGAUAGGGGGGAUAGGGGAGGUGGAUUUGGCGAGUGGGAGUGGGAGUGGGAAUGGGAGUGGGAGUGGUGGGCAUGGAGGCGGGCGCGGACACGGGCAUAAACGGUCGGUGUCGAUUGUGUCGAUUGGAUCGUUGAGUACGGUGGACGAUGGGUCGAGUAGUUCGGCAGCCACGGCACCGGCGAAACCGUCGCGGUCGAGGGGGCAUGGGCAUGCAAGGGCGUCGAGCUUGCAGAUAUUGCCGCGCGCUGGGGGGUUGUUAAAUGGGCCGCGGUCUGCAACCGUGAGACCUUCCGGCCAACCGUCCCCCCUGUUUCACGCCUCGUUCCCCCCCGACAGGAGCAUCAGCGGCCGCCGUCCCGGGACAGCCACAGCGCCCGAAACCGCACGCCCUGAGACAGCACGGCCCGAAUUCCCCCCACGACGGUCUCCCGUUUCCCCGAAUCCCCUGGCCGAGUUCAGGUUCCCCAUGUCGCCGUCGCCCACGACCCCCGGCACGGUCGGCGGUCUGGCCGACGAAGACCCGUCCAGCCCGACAACCAGUGGCCUAGCGCUGCGACCGAGAGACUCAGUACCGACCAUCAACGAGCAGGGCGUGGCACCCUCGGCACGAAUCCUCUCGACCAUGAGCAUCGCCGGCACGCCGCGCAGCAGCGGCGAGUUCUACUCGCUCAGCAACAACUCGUCUGAGACGCUAGCCUCGGAGUACGUGACGCAGCAGCCGCUACGCUCACAAACCCACCAUCCUUCGCCACACAACCGACGCACAUCAAACCUCGUCCCGAGCGCCGCGGCCGCACGCCUGCCCGAGACGCUGAUGAUGGGGUAUGCGCAAGUGCAAGGGUCGUUUACCCUGGACGGUUCGCUGAUCAACCUAGGUCCAUUCGAGGCCGUCAAACGGAAAGCGGUCGUGGGCGGACAAGGCGGCGGCGUGAUCGGGCUGGAAACCCCCAAACGCGACAGCGGACUGCUGCGCGGGUUCGGCUGGGGCAACAUCACGAGCUCGAUCGGAGAGCUGCUCGGGGGCGGGGAGCUGAGCACCAUCAAGGAGAUGCGGGGGAUCGCCAACUCCAAGGCCGUGCCGCUGCUGUCGACGCCACAGUCCAUCCUGUUUGUUGACCUGCAGUUAGGCCCCGGCGAGAGCAAGACAUACGAGUACUCGUUCAAGCUGCCACGCGGUUUGCCGCCGACGCACCGCGGGAAAGCCAUGAAGAUUUCGUAUAGCCUGGUCAUCGGCACGCAGCGGCCGGGGAGUUCCAAGGAGCAGCGCGUCAAGUCGGUCGAUGUGCCGUUCCGCGUGUUGGGGAGUGUUAACAGCCACGGCGAGAUUCUGGGCCAUGAUCUGAUGGCGCCGUAUAUCUUGCUGCGCGACCAGGCGACGGUCACGGCUGUCAAGACCGGCGCUGGCACGUCACACAAAAAGACCGGCAGUAUCAAAGUAACACCCCCCUCGACCGUGGCCUCCUUUUUUUCGUAUGUCGACGACCUCCUCUCCCGCCCGCAGCAGAACACUUCCACAUCCACCUCCAACGGCGCCCUCCUCAGCCCCAGCGCUCCCCUAACCCCCCACUCCCCCACCUCCUCCCGUCGCCCAUCCAUCGUGUCCGUAUCCGACCACCACCCCUUCCUCCCCCCGCCCACCGCCAAAGAAGCCAUCGACCUCGCCAUCCUCCGCUCCAACCUCACCGGCGGCUCCCAAACCAACUCCCCCAACCGCUUCGAAAUCGCCCGCAACGGCCGCCGCGUCGGCGUCGUCAUGCUCACCCGCCCAGCGUUUCGUCUAGGCGAGACGGUGACAUGUGUAGUUGAUUUCGCGGGUGCUCAGGUCGCGUGUCACGCUGUGCAUGCUGCGUUGGAGACGGCGGAGCGCGUGGAUUUGAGUUUGGCGUUGCGGUCCGAGGCGAGUGUGAAUAGGGUGACGAGGAAGGUGUGGGCGAGUGCGAGCGAGGCGGUGUUAUUUGCGAGGAGGUGGGUGUUUACCGCGGGGAUUCCGGUCGCGGCUACGCCGGAGUUUGUGACGAGUGGGGUCGGGCUGGAGUGGAAGGUUAGGUUGGAGUUUGUUGUGCCGGUGCAGGCUCAGUCGUCUCAGGGGGUGGGUUUGGGGUUGAGUCAGGGUCAGGGUCAGAAUCAGAGUCAAGAGGAGGAGGAACAAGAUGAAGGUGAAGACGAAGAACAAGAUGAAGACGAACGGGACGGAGUUACAGCACAGACAGGACAAAGUCAGACAGGGCAGACACACCCCCUCCUAGAGGAAAUCUCCCGCGACGACCGGGGCGGCCAAGUCCUCGUCGGCGUCGAGAAUCUUCUGUGUGAGAGCUUUGAGGUGGCUGUGCCCUUAAGGGUGUAUGGGGCUGCGUGUCAUGGGCUUGAGAGGUUGGAUGGCGAGGGGGAGGGGGCUGGGUUGGUUGUUUAA
Molecule: messenger RNA, 3033 nt
Organism: Dichotomopilus funicola
Lineage: Eukaryota; Fungi; Ascomycota; Sordariomycetes; Sordariales; Chaetomiaceae
Product: Rgp1-domain-containing protein
Exons: 3
Coding region: 1-3033 (1010 amino acids)
Biological process (GO): retrograde transport, endosome to Golgi
Cellular component (GO): Ric1-Rgp1 guanyl-nucleotide exchange factor complex; Golgi membrane
Source: RefSeq, a predicted model, not a curated record